Messenger RNA from Kalmanozyma brasiliensis GHG001, 702 nucleotides. Its product is annotated as Barwin-like endoglucanase. The transcript has a single exon. The coding region runs from base 1 to 702 and encodes 233 amino acids. The record is from RefSeq and is a predicted model, not a curated record. NCBI's taxonomy places the organism in Eukaryota, Fungi, Basidiomycota, Ustilaginomycetes, Ustilaginales.
AUGGUGCGCAUCAAUCUCUUCAAUGCCAUCAUUGGCACAUUGGCCAUCGUCGCCAUGAGUGUCACCGCAAAGGCGUCCUCGACCCUGCCGGUCUCCACGGACGCGCUGACCUCCGCCGCGGACCUGGACGACGACGGUCAACCCCUGCGCUACAUCAACUCGGUCUACGGUGACGAAGACGAUGACGACUACUCUCCCUCCGAGCUCGAAUCCCGUGCGGCCCUUCGUCGGACCAAGCACCACCACCGUCAUUCGAAACACCGCACCUCCUCUUCCCGCAAACUCUUCACCAUCGGCCCUGCUCUCACCGACACCCUCUGGGCAAAGAAGGUGCUAAUCACGUGGUACGCCUCGCACGAUCUGCUCAACCCCCAGUGCGGCAACGGCGGUGGCGACUGGCAACCCGAAAACUCCUCCCACAUCGGAGCGGUCGUCAAACACUGGACCGAUGGCCCGCAGUGUGGCGAAUUCGUCAAGCUGUGCAAUCAGAACGCCAACAAUCGCUGUGUGUUGGUCAGGGUGAUCGACAAGUGCGCCGGCUGUGGCGAAAACCAAGUCGAUCUGACGAAGAGCGCGUUCAAAAAGUUGAGUCCUAGUGGGACGUUGAGCGAAGGCAGGAUUCACGGCUUGCAGAUGUACAGGAGCAAGCAGCCCAAUCCUUGGGAUUUGGCGCUGUUCGGGCCUAAAGUGCUCGCAGGUUAG